This is a messenger RNA of Trichoderma reesei QM6a, 969 nucleotides long. RefSeq lists its product as uncharacterized. Gene Ontology annotation, molecular function: transmembrane transporter activity. The record is from RefSeq and is a predicted model, not a curated record. Bases 1 to 969 code for a protein of 322 amino acids. Gene Ontology annotation, biological process: transmembrane transport. Lineage: Eukaryota; Fungi; Ascomycota; Sordariomycetes; Hypocreales; Hypocreaceae. The transcript has 3 exons.
AUGUCGCCCAAAGGCGGCCACCUCAAAGAUGAGGGCUCCAAACUCCAAGUCGUAACCGCCGGCGCCAUAGCCGGGCUCGUCUCCCGAUUCGUCGUCGCUCCUCUCGACGUCGUCAAGAUCCGCCUCCAGCUGCAGCCGUACUCGCUCUCCGACCCUCUCGCCCCCCUGCGCGAAGCUCCCGCCUACCGCGGCACCGUCCACACCAUCAAGCACAUCCUCAAGCAUGAGGGCCUCACGGGCCUCUGGAAGGGCAACGUCCCCGCCGAGCUCAUGUACGUGUGCUACUCGGCCGUGCAGUUCACCGCCUACCGCUCCACGACCGUCUUCCUGCAGACGGCGCUGCCCGACAACCGCCGCCUGCCCGACUCCGCCGAGACCUUCAUCGCGGGCGCCGUCUCGGGCGCGGCCGCCACGGGCGCGACGUACCCGCUCGACCUGCUGAGGACGCGCUUCGCCGCCCAGGGCCGCCAGCGCGUCUACUCGUCGCUGCGCGGCGCCCUGUGGGACAUUCGCCGCGACGAGGGCCUGCGCGGCUUCUUCCGCGGCCUGGCGCCGGCGCUGGGCCAGAUCGUGCCCUUCAUGGGCAUCUUCUUCGCCUCGUACGAGGGCCUCCGGCUGCGCCUCGGCCACCUGCACCUCCCCUGGGGCAGCGGCGACGCCACCGCCGGCAUCGCCGCCAGCGUCCUCGCCAAGACGGCCGUCUUCCCCCUCGACCUCGUCCGCAAGCGCAUCCAGGUCCAGGGCCCCACGCGGAGCCGGUACGUCUACAGCGACAUCCCCGUGUACACGUCCGCCGUCCGGGCUCUGCGGGCCAUCUACGUGACGGAGGGGUUUCGCGGCUUGUACAAGGGGUUGCCGAUCAGCUUGAUCAAGGCUGCGCCCGCGAGCGCAGUGACGCUCUGGACGUAUGAGCGGAGCUUGAAGCUCUUGAUGAGCUUGGAUAAGGAUGAGGGGGAAGCGUCAAUAUGA